Messenger RNA from Prunus persica (peach), 1957 nucleotides. RefSeq lists its product as uncharacterized. Bases 72 to 1424 code for a protein of 450 amino acids. Gene Ontology annotation, cellular component: mitochondrion. Lineage: Eukaryota; Viridiplantae; Streptophyta; Magnoliopsida; Rosales; Rosaceae. The record is from RefSeq and is a predicted model, not a curated record. The transcript is spliced from 14 exons. Gene Ontology annotation, molecular function: protein-arginine omega-N symmetric methyltransferase activity.
UUGAUCCCCCAUUUUGGCUGUAGACGGGUUAAGGGUUUAAGCGGAUUUCCCACAAAAACCAUCACCUGGUUAUGAUGCUGUGUCGUGCCCUUCGUCCCAAAAAUCUUCCUUUGCUCUUCCACAAGCCCAAAGUGAAUCCAUGUGAACUCUGGGGAGCUCCAUUUGGAUCCCUUUUCUCCACACACAUUGUCGGUGACAAGCCGAUUCUUGUUCGUGAUUUCAUUCAUUCUGCAUUAUACGAUCCGAAACAUGGGUAUUUCUCUCAAAGAUCGAAAUCGGUUGGAGUGCUUCCCAGAGCAAUUAAGUUCAAUCAGCUUGAAGGUAGGAAAGGUUAUAUGCAAUACUUGGAUAAAAUUUACAAAGAAAGUGAGGUAUCAUGGUUUACUCCUGUGGAAAUUUUUAAGCCUUGGUAUGCGCACGGGAUUGCUGAAGCCAUAAUGCGUACUGCUAACCUUUCAGUUCCCCUAAAGAUAUAUGAAAUUGGUGGUGGAUCAGGAACUUGUGCAAAGGGAAUUAUGGAUUACAUCAUGCUGAAUGCACCGCCAAGAGUUUACAACAAUAUGACUUACAUCUCAGUUGAAGUCAGUCCCUCGCUGGCUGAGAUACAAAGAGAAACUGUUGGAGAAGUCCGUAGUCACUUAUCAAAGUUUCGAGUAGAAUGUCGUGAUGCUACUGACCGGAGUGGAUGGGGAGAUGCGGAGCAACAACCAUGUUGGGUAAUAAUGCUUGAGGUACUUGAUAAUCUUCCACAUGAUCUUAUCUACUCAGAAAAUCAAGUUUCCCCAUGGAUGGAAGUAUGGGUAGAGAAGCAACAGGAUAGGGAAACACUGUCUGAAUUGUAUAAGCCAUUGCAAGACUCACUAAUUAAACGAUGUGUUGAGAUCAUCAAUUUGGACAAAAAACAUGAUUCUCAAAGCAGUGCAAUACUAAAAGCAAAAAGUGUUUGGUCUAAAGUCUUUCCAAAACCUCAAAGAUGUUGGCUGCCAACUGGUUGCUUGAAACUGCUUGAAGUUUUGCAUGACGUGCUACCAAAGAUGUCUUUAAUCGCUUCAGACUUUAGUUACCUACCUGACGUAAGAAUACUUGGUGAAAGAGCUCCAUUGGUUUCAACCAAGAAAGAUGGCAGCAGCUCAGAUUAUAGCAGUUAUCUAGAUGCAAGGGGGGAUGCUGACAUAUUUUUCCCCACUGAAUUUUGGCUUUUGGAACGUAUUGACCAUUACUGUUCUGGAUGGCUGAAACUGCAGAAAGAUCUGUCGUCCAAGGAAGGGAAGAAGAGGCGAACAAUUACACUUGAUACGUCGUCAUUCAUGGACGAGUUUGGCUUGCCCUCGAAGACAAGAACCAAGGACGGAUACAAUCCACUUUUGGACGAUUUCAAGAAUACGAAAUUUUAUCUAAGUGUUCCAACACAUAAUACUGUAUAGAUGGUACUGGCAGCGAUUUUGUUUCCAAGAAAGCAUAUGGCUCCGAAUUCUGGAGUUGGUAUUGUUGUUGAAGUGAUUUGUGGGCUUCUGAGCAGUAUGGCAAGUGAACCAGCAGUUCCUUUUUACAAGCUUGAACUCAGAUUUGAUGCUGUAUCAGACAAUAAAGUUGAAUGGCUGUCUGUAAUGCUCAUAACAGAGAUACAUAUAUCUUUGGGAACAUUGGGUAAAACGAUGAUUUGCCAACUCUGAAGAUGGAUGAAAUGCAACGUGGCUUUGCUAUGAAUGCUCAAGAUCAGAAGAAAUUCAAAGAUUAGGACCCAGCGAAUAAGAGGUUGCCAUGAAGCUGAACCAUUCCCUUCCCAGUUUUGUCCUGUUUUUACUUUUCUUUUCCUGUUUAUUCGUUUUAAUAAUUUGUUUCAGUUCUGAGAGGAAGAGCUCAUAUGGUUAUGUCUCAACAUGCAUUUGAAGUUUUAAACAGCUUAUGAAAAAAAUUUGUUACUAGAAUCAAUCCAAAAUUGUCAGCUUUCAGAUUA